CGGAAAUUUAAACUUUGAGGGGUCGUGGAGUCAAGCCGAGCUUCCGGGAUGCCCAUUCUUUUCCGAGCAGAGCGGCCGCAUCCAUCUCCGCAACAUUGAACAUCAGAUUCGACAUGUAUCCGAGCCUGAUACAGGAGCAUCAAAGGAGAAUCUGCUGAUAGAGCAAUGGAGGAUUCGCCUUCUGUCGUCCGCCCGCUCGGACGGCGAAAUCUGCCUCGUGCGUCACAUGCUUGUCAACGAUGCAGGACGAAAAAGGGAAGAUGUAAUCAGCAACAGCCUUGCUCGACCUGUAUUCGGGCCGGGUCAGCAUGUGUUUAUGGAGAAAGAAGAAAGAGAACCAAAACCACCGACAGUCGCGUGACGAGCGAAGGCCUCGAGCAUGAUACCGAGAUGCAAGCUUCCUAUCAGACUGAAGAUCGACCUGUCUCUACUCGCGAUACUGCUGCAAAUAUGGAUGAUAUCGUUUCCGAAAGCGACACGAGUCCUGUAGCAAAUGUGGAAUCUGUAAGGUCAGAUGAAACGAUGACUCCAAGCAAUCGCGAUGUGAUAGGAGAUGUUAACCAGCGCACUCAAGGUACUGAAUUCUACGGAACAUCAUCAAAUUAUGUUCUGCUCAAUCAAUUGUUCUCUCAUGCUCGGUUGCAUAGUCACGCUAGGCAUGACUCGACUUCCGCUUCAUCCGCCGCGGUUGCAUCGAUCUCAGACCAGAACCAGAAUACGCCAAAUAACAGAAUUUCUCUGGUCAAUCUGCUUGCGAACGAAGAUGAUCUGCUCCCGCCGUCAAGAGAAAAGUCACCUUCAUACAACCUUCCCUCUCCGGCGUGGCCUUCGAUCUCGAAUGUCUUGUCAGGUGUUGCCGACACUUCACCCGCUGUUCAGCAACAGGUUGCCGAGAAACGUCUCGAGAAAGUCCUCAUUCGCAGCUUCAUGCACAACUUGCACUACCUGCACCCCAUGAUCGACAGCAAUAUCUUCUACGCUCGCUACAAUGAACUUGUCACAGAAUCUAGCAAUCCUCCCGAGAGAUCUCCACAUCUAAGACACUUUUUUGCGCUUUACAACAUUGUUGUUGCUGUUGGGGCACUCGUGGCUAGUGCAGACUUGAGUGAGGAGUAUGCUCGCGAGAUCGCGGUGGUCUUACAGAGCAAGAAAGAUCUGCAAGAGCUUGCGAAGGCUCCUUUACAGAGACUGUCAAGACUCUACUUUCGGAAGUCGCGAAGUCUGCUUGGUGAUGUCUUUGAAGCAUGCUCUCUAGAAAGCGCUCAGGCCCUUUUGCUCAUGUCUCUAUACUGCCAAAACUCUCUGAAACCACAUGCUUGUUACAUGUACUGCGGUAUGGCUGUUCGAACAGCUCUUGCGAUCGGACUACCUUCCGAAUCCAUGUCGGGCACGGUCGAGGGCUGCAAAGUUGCGCGAAGAACUUGGUGGUGCAUCUAUUCCCACGAGAUAGAUAUGUGUUGCUCCGCUGGUCGAUUCGACAGCCUCGGAAAACCACGGAAGUAUCCCAUACCUUUGCCAAGGAUCAAGACAUUGGACGCAGAUUCCAAUUCUAAUACCGCAGAGCUAGAGGAGUCGAGCAUCUCUAUGAUCACUGUGAUGGUCGAUUUUGCGGUAGUGCUUCGACGUAUCUCGAAGGAGAUUUAUCACAGCUCAAAGGAUACUACCAUAUCUCAGAAAUCCUCCAUCGCUCUUACCAUAGACAACCUACUCGACGAGUGGAAGCUCAAACUUCCUUCAUGGCAUAAUUUCGAUGCCGUCAAUUUCCGAGAGGCAGAAUGGGCUGCUAAACAAAAGCUUGUCCUCCACUUGCGCUACCUUAAUGCCCGGGUCAUUCUACACCGUCCAUUUCUAUCCGAUCCAGUGGCUUUCGCCCUUCCUGAGCGACAGAAACACGUCGAUGUGUGCCUCAGUGCAGCCCGUAAGACUAUACAAGUCCUCUACGACUCAUACGCCAACAGGCAUUAUUUCCGCACUUGGUGGUAUAAUUCAACCUACACCUUAUACGCUGGCAUGAUAGUUCUCUAUGUUAUCAUGCUCGGUAACAGUACAAUACCGAACGAUGUGCUAUUGGAAGAUGUCAAGAAGAGCCGAGAUAUCCUGCGGUCGAUGGAGGAAGCAAGUGUGGCUCGUCGCAGUGCAGAUCUUCUGAGUGAGGUUCUCGAUGUUGCAAUGGCUUACACUCAACAAAAGCAGAACAACGCAUCCGCAUCUGAUGUACCGUCUGUACGUCGUGCUGAAGACGCGCCUGAGAAUCCUGUAUACCAACCAAUCUCGUCGUUGACAGUCGAUUUCGCUCAGCCAGACUUCAUCCAGGAUCCGGAGGCCUUUAUGGCAUCCUUGAUAGAUCCCAACAUACUUCAAGAGUUCACAACAGACUCUAACGACUGGGCGGGCCUCGAGUUUCCAUCUUUUCCAUUGUACGAUGCUGGACAUGGGUUACAUGACAGUGGAGAUAAUUUCUUCUCCAGAGCUGGCACAUGAUGCAAGGACAAGUCAGAUUGACAGGCGGAGCAAAUCGUUUCUCAGCCUGUCUGGUAUUUGAGGGCCCUCUUUGUACAUCAUGACCACCUCAUCAAUCUACAUCUGGUACUGGGAGAUCAUCAAUGAAUCUGACCUUACGCCCUUGGCUAUUCAUUGCUUCUUCCGCCUUGCUGCGACGCAACUUCCUGGCAGCCUCAUCAGUCA
Aureobasidium pullulans EXF-150 is the source of this 2685-nucleotide messenger RNA. RefSeq lists its product as uncharacterized. Bases 166 to 2481 code for a protein of 771 amino acids. Gene Ontology annotation, biological process: DNA-templated transcription; positive regulation of transcription from RNA polymerase II promoter by galactose. Gene Ontology annotation, molecular function: RNA polymerase II cis-regulatory region sequence-specific DNA binding; zinc ion binding; DNA-binding transcription factor activity, RNA polymerase II-specific. Gene Ontology annotation, cellular component: nucleus. The record is from RefSeq and is a predicted model, not a curated record. The transcript is spliced from 6 exons. NCBI's taxonomy places the organism in Eukaryota, Fungi, Ascomycota, Dothideomycetes, Dothideales, Saccotheciaceae.